GUUGACCGAUUAGCCGGUUAGCUUUACGCAGGGAUCGUGGAGCCUCUUGCUGUAUCAGAACGUUUCAAAAUCAAAAGGUGCACUCUUUUUUCAAAUUCAUAUAAUCCCUCUCUCUCUCUAUCUCCCACUAGCCUUGUCCCUUUUUGCUUUCUUCAAUUCGGCGAAGUAAAAAUGGCGAAGAACGAGAACGGCUACGAGAAUUUGCUGGCUUCAUUGAUCGUCGACAUCAAAUCAUACUCUGGAAAAGACCAUCUUCUUCCGUGGAUCCGAGGUGUUAAGAAGAUGAAAGAGAGUUUGCCGUCUCAGAUAUUGAACGAGAAGCUGCCGCGGUUUUUGCAGAAAUGUGCAGAGUCAUUUGAAUCUGAUAAGAGAUAUAAGAACGAUUCGCGGUAUAUUCGUGUUUGGUUGCAGCUGAUGGACUUUGUAGACGAUCCAAGAGCUCUUUUAAGAACCAUGGAAGCAAAAAGUAUAGGGACCAAGAGGUCACUCUUCUACCAGGCAUAUGCUCUCCAUUAUGAGAAGAUGAAGAGAUUUGAGGAUGCUGAGAAAAUGUACCGUCUUGGGGUUCAAAACCUUGCAGAACCCAUGGAUGAGUUACAGAAAUCAUACUUGCAGUUCGUUACUCGCAUGGAGAGGCACAAAAAGAAGAAGACACAGCGUCAAGAACAAAAACUGUCUGGAAAGCACCACAAGGUUGAUGAGAGGCAACAACAUGAGCCUGUGUUGAAUUUUGUUGAUAAAGCCAUUGUAGGGAAGCCUGAAGCAGAAAAUGCUUGCCAUCACGGUUUGGUGGAUCCCACAAUAAACAUGAAGGAAGCCAUGAAUACAAUCAACAACAUGUUCAAAGAGCCUAUAGAAACUGCUCCACUUCAGAGAAGAUCACGACAGAGAAGUCAGAACAAAGAAAAUCAAGGAUGCAACAAUAGCUUUGAGGUUUUUCUGGACGAGAAUCUCGAAUGUGAAACAGGGACAAGUGGAAAAGCAAAGACUAGUACUACUCAGUGUGGAUCCCAGCCUAAUCAAGAGUCCUUUGAGAUAUUCAUUGAUGAUGAAAACACUGAUGAAACUGCGGAUGAAAAUGAUGAGGCUGGAAAAGCUUUUGUCUUUCUCCUGCCAAGAGACCAUUCACCUGAAAGCUCUGAAGAAGCAGACAGAAACACUCCUCCUCGGGCUAGAUUUAGAGAAGAUACAGUUGUUCGUAGAUUUGUUGGUUCAACAAUCUCCGAUGAGCCUGAAGCAGUUGAAAACGCCUGCCACCAUGGCCUUGUUGACCCUACAGUAAACCUAAAGGAAGCUAUGGAGGACAUAAACAACAUGUUUGGCGAACCAAUCAAUUUUGUUAGACCCAACCGCUCUAAAAACAAAGGAAAAGCAGUAGUAGAGACAAAACCAAAUCCUGCUGCAGGUUUCUCAAUACUCGAGGAUGAUGAUGAAGAAGAAGCUGAGCAAGAACAUCAAGGGAAGAGCCAGCCGACUCAGAGAUUGCCUUCAAAAUCAGAUGAGCGCGAACUAUUUGAACCAACGGUAUGCACAAAAGUAGCCUUGGAUGAAAUCAACAAAUUGUUUGCAAUGCCAAUGGACUUCUAAGGAACAAGGUAUUUGGUUCCACUUUGUUCUACUCUCAUAACGUAUGCCUAGAAGCAGACAAUGUUUGUGGUCGAUGUUCCUGCUUUGUACCU
Molecule: messenger RNA, 1679 nt
Organism: Arabidopsis thaliana (thale cress)
Lineage: Eukaryota; Viridiplantae; Streptophyta; Magnoliopsida; Brassicales; Brassicaceae
Product: Mad3/BUB1 homology region 1
Exons: 5
Coding region: 172-1587 (471 amino acids)
Biological process (GO): mitotic spindle assembly checkpoint signaling
Source: RefSeq, marked reviewed